UCUCCUUUGAGUUCUUUGAAAGCUUGAAUAGAGCUAAAAUGGGCCAUCUGGUAUCAAGAUGUUGUUUGGUGUGGCCUUUGAUCAUGGGCGUAUUGAGUUUUAUUGUGAUCCGUGCUUAUGGAGAGGAUUGGCGAGAAGACCGCAACAUUGGCGACAGUAACCUUGAUGGAACGUUUCGGAUGGAGCAGAUCAAGGCUAGGAUCCUUCUUCGUAGCAGAAUUUCUCCUUCUCCGGCACCGAGUUUCACACCAACGAUACUCCCAAGAUCACGUGUAUAUCAUGUGACCGUCUAUGGCGCGGACCCCACCGGCAAGAUCGAUAGCACGGAUGCGAUCAUGAGGGCAAUUUCAGAUGCAUUUCAGGCACCUGAUGAAGAUAGAGUGUUGAUGGCGGGAAUUACUGAUCUUGGUGGUGCACAGGUCCACCUUGAUGGAGGGAUAUACAAGAUAAGCCGUCCAUUGAGGAUGCCUGCUUCUGGUGGGGGAAACCUAAUGAUACACGGCGGAUCUUUGCGAGCAUCUGAUGAUUUUCCAAAAGAUCGGCACUUGAUAGAACUAUGGCCAUUUUCAUCUACAAAGAUGGACACUGCCAACUACAUUCCCAUGCAAGAAGCCGUUAGUGCAUUCUCCUCAUCCUAUGAAGAUAUUAAACUCAAAGACCUCAUGUUAGAUUGCAGUCUUAGAGGUGGGGGUAUUUUAGUCAUUAACUCACUUAGAACUACCAUAGACAACUGCUACAUUACACGCUUCACAUCUGAUGGUAUCCGAGUCCAAGGUGGCCAUGAAACCUACAUCAGAAACUCCUUCCUCGGCCAAUACAUCACAUCCGGUCGUCACCCCAAUGAGAAGAACUUCAAAGGUGUAGCCAUCAAUCUCAUGGGCAACGACAAUGCCGUCACCGACGUCGUCAUCUUUUCUGCUGAGGUAGGUGUCCUAGUUUCCGGCCAGGCUAACGUGCUCACUGGAGUUCAUUGCUACAACAAAGCAACAGGUUGGGGUGGGACUGGGAUUUAUCUACGGCUACCCGGACUGACCCAGACCCGGAUUGUGAAUUGCUACAUGGAUUACACUGGCAUCGUUGCAGAAGAUCCAGUGCAACUUCACAUAUCUGGCACGUUCUUUCUUGGAGAUGCUUUUGUGACACUUAAGUCCGUGAAUGGUAUCGCUCGUGGUGUCAGCAUCGUCGAUAACAUGUUUGCUGGAGGUGAUAAGGGGACUCCGAUUGUGAAAUUGGAUGGGUCCUUCACAGACAUCGAUCAAGUGGAGGUUGAUCGGAACGAUGUGAAAGGGAUGGUACUUAAAUCAACGGUCGCUAGGGGAUCGAUAGAAGGGAACAAAACGAUGUGGGCUAUUGAUUUUUCGCGGGUUCUCUUGUUUCCUAACCUCAUCAAAUAUGUGCAAUACACAUUGCAAGCGACCGCUUCGUUCCCUAAUCACGCAUUGCGGAACUCAUCGAUGAACCGUGUCGUCAUUGAGUCGGAUGUGCCGGUGACUGCUACUGUGCAUGUGUAUGUGCAACAAACAAUGGGGAGUAUUGGAUGAUAAUAUGAGACUAUCUCAACACUCUUGAAUGAAGAGGAAGAAGUCUCGUUCUUUUGUUAUUUUAUCAUAUAUCAAUUCGUUAUUUUAAUGUAACCAAUGUAAUCAGAAUCAUUGUUAAAAGACUCGGCAACUCGGGUUUUGAGUACGAGUUGACUCAGUCGCUUUGGGUCAGGCUCAUCUGAGUCUUAAGACCGCCUGUCCAGAAUUCUUCAAACAAGAAAUGAUUUUAUACAAUGAAAUUGUUUAA
Molecule: messenger RNA, 1788 nt
Organism: Magnolia sinica
Lineage: Eukaryota; Viridiplantae; Streptophyta; Magnoliopsida; Magnoliales; Magnoliaceae
Product: polygalacturonase QRT3-like
Exons: 3
Coding region: 39-1541 (500 amino acids)
Molecular function (GO): polygalacturonase activity
Source: RefSeq, a predicted model, not a curated record